This is a messenger RNA of Cornus florida, 1848 nucleotides long. RefSeq names its product putative glucose-6-phosphate 1-epimerase. Gene Ontology annotation, biological process: carbohydrate metabolic process. The transcript is spliced from 8 exons. Gene Ontology annotation, molecular function: carbohydrate binding; isomerase activity. The record is from RefSeq and is a predicted model, not a curated record. Lineage: Eukaryota; Viridiplantae; Streptophyta; Magnoliopsida; Cornales; Cornaceae. The coding region runs from base 546 to 1460 and encodes 304 amino acids.
AUCGUCUCUAGAAAGGUGUACUUGACCCUAACCAUAUAUCUAUUGUUUAUGCUCAUUUCUUGACAUAUAACUGUAUUUCACGACUAUUUUGUUUGGAUUUGUGUUUUGAACAUUCAGUUGAAACUUAUGAUUGUCUGGUCUUAUUUUGAACACUUCUUUUUGUUGAAAAUUUUGUAUAAUAUUGAAAUUUCUGGGUUUUAGGGGAUAGAGUCUGACUUGUGAAAGUUAGGUUUUGAGGGUCAUUGAAUAUUUGCAAAUUUCAAGGUUGAGCAAAGACUAAGGUAGUUAAAAUGUUGGUUGGAUUUUCGGUUUCUGUUCACGAGAAAAUAUAGGUGUUUUUUUCACAAGAAAGGUGACAAAAAAGUGUAGGAAGAAGUUCAGAUUCUCAACUGCUUCAUUGAUUGAUGAGCUUUUAAUACAGCUCAAUAAUAGUUGUUCCUCUCAGUUUUUGGGUAGUAAGUAGAAAGUUCUGUUUGGGGUUAUGAGAGACACAGAGUUUUGUCUUCUUGUUUCUUCCAAUUUGUGUUCCCUUUCGUGUGUUUGAAAUGAAUCCUUCUGCAGCAGCCGGGGAUCCGAGAGCAAUUGUCGAGAUUACCAAGGACAAGAAUGGAAUUGAUCAGGUUGUGCUUCGAAAUCCACGGGGUGCUUCGGUGCAGGUUAGCUUGCAUGGAGGGCAAGUUCUUUCAUGGAAGACUGACCGGGGAGAAGAGUUAUUAUUCACAAGUAGUAAGGCAAUCUUCAAGCCACCAGCAGCUGUGAGAGGAGGAAUUCCUAUUUGUUUUCCUCAGUUCGGAAACCGUGGGUCACUAGAGCAACAUGGGUUCGCCAGGAACAAGAUCUGGGUCAUUGAUGAUAAUCCUCCUCCUCUGCACCCAAAUGAUUCCGGUGGCAAAGCUUAUACUGACUUGCUACUAAAAUCAUCUGAAGAAGACCUGAAGGCCUGGCCUCAUAGGUUUGAAUUUCGUCUCAGGGUGUCUCUGUCAGCCGAUGGUUAUCUCACCAUGAUAUCUCGCAUUAGGAAUAUCAACUGCAAGCCAUUUAGUUUCUCAAUUGCAUAUCAUACCUACUUCGCUGUUUCUGAUAUCAGUGAGGUCAGAGUAGAGGGGCUGGAGACUCUUGACUACCUUGACAACCUAUGCCAGAAAGAGCGCUUUACAGAACAAGGAGAUGCCUUAACAUUUGAAUCUGAGGUGGAUCGCAUUUAUCUUAGUUCUUCAGAUGUAAUUGGAGUUUUUGACCACGAGAAAAAGCGGACCUUUGUGAUACGGAAGGAAGGACUACCAGACGUAGUGGUCUGGAAUCCGUGGGAGAGGAAAUCCAAAUCCCUGAUAGAUUUCGGGGAUGAAGAGUACAAGCAGAUGCUUUGCGUUGAUGGGGCAGCAAUUGAGAAGCCGAUCACCUUGAAGCCAGGCGAGGAAUGGACAGGUAGGCUGGAGCUGUCUGUCGUGCCUACACUUUAGUGAAGCAAUCAUCUUUAUCCCCUUCAAGUGAGAGGGAUAUGAGGAUUGAAGUGCCUACCAAUACUAAUAAACCACUGGAUAUUGCAAUAUACUAGCGGCAAUAUCAAUAUCAUUAUGUCGAACCAUAUUCGAAGUGCAGAAAUGAAUAAAAAUAUGGUCACUUUGUAGUUUACUUGACCCCGAUGAUUGAAAUAUAUUCAGUGGAAGUGGAGAUCUAUGUAAUUUUUUAUUUAUUUUAUUUCUACUGUUGAAUUUGGGAAAAGCGUUCCAAUGUAUUUUAAGCACUGUAAUCUAAAGUGUACAAAGAUGAUAUUAACUCCCAAAAUUGUACAUGGUUUAUUUGAUACAUCAAAAUAUAAAUGUAAGGAUUUCUGGUGUAUUUCUCUGA